Molecule: messenger RNA, 1304 nt
Organism: Aspergillus versicolor CBS 583.65
Lineage: Eukaryota; Fungi; Ascomycota; Eurotiomycetes; Eurotiales; Aspergillaceae
Product: putative lipase/esterase family protein
Exons: 3
Coding region: 30-1109 (359 amino acids)
Molecular function (GO): hydrolase activity
Source: RefSeq, a predicted model, not a curated record
CUUCUGGCAAUUUUCUGCCAACUUUUACAAUGUCCUUUCUAAUACGAGCACUGCGCAUCUUCAAAGACGCCGUUUUCACUCCCUCUCUCCCCCUCCGCACCCGCGCUCUCCUCCUCAUCCUCCAACCCAUCACUCUCCUCACAUACACCAUCGAAUGGGCCGUCUCGCGCAAAUUCCCCCAUUCCAGCGAGAUCCGCAUCCCAAUAAAAGGAACCCGAAAAUCAGGGCAUACCCUUCGAGCUGUAGUCUACACCCCCAAACCAAAUCCCAAGUCCCAGGUGCCUGUAUCUGCAUCUCCCCAACCCCAGAAAGUCCCACUACACCUCAACAUCCACGGCGGCGCAUUCCUCGGCGGCCUCCCCGAGGGAAACGCACGGUUCUGUCACCGGUUAGCCGAGAAAUCCGGCGCCGUGGUGGUCUCAACCUCGUACCGGUAUGCGCCGGCGCAUACCUUCCCUGCCUCGCAUGAGGAUGUGCGUGACGUUGCAGAGUACCUGCUGCAGAAUGCCGAGAGGCUAUGGGGUGCUGACCCGGCGGUGUUCACCGUCAGUGGGUUUUCGGUUGGUGGGAAUCUGGCAUUUUCUGUUGCGCAGGAGUUAUCGGGUUCUGGUGCGGUGAAGGGGUUGGUUAGUUUUGAGGGGGUGGUCGACUUCCGCCUCCCACCCUGGGACAAGCCCAAGCCGCCUGACUUCCCAGCGGUGGAUCCCCUUGCUAUCCUGCAGCCGCUGUUUGAUGCGUAUGCUGGACCGAACAGAGCGAGGGACAUGGGGAACCCGCUUCUACAUCCUACAUUGGCGGACCUCAGCGUGCUGCCGCAGAAUGUGCUCUUUGUUGUUGGGGGAGCGGAUAUCCUGCGGGAUGAGACGGUGAAGAUGGCGGAGAGGUUGGAGCAAGAGGCGGAGGCUAGUAACCGGGAGAGGAAGAUUGACACGCCAGAUGAGGCAGAUGGAACAGCCACUGUUGUACGAAUGAAUGUGGUGGAAGGGCAGAUUCAUGGGUGGACCGAGUUGCCGUCUUUUGCAAUUGACGAAGCUCUCCGGACGAAAGCAUUUGAUGAUGCGAUCUCAUUUCUACGUGCUGUCCAUCGCGCUUAUGGAUUCGUUGCGUGAGCUGGUCUGGUAACUUCGGAAUCUCCUUUCUUGUACUAUACUAUAUACCAAACAGUCCACUCCCAUCCAGACAGAUUAAGCCCAGAUAACCCUCUCUAAGAACUCAAACCCCCUUCUCGAAACCUCCCAAGCCCUACUCCCCACCUCCAUCCCCAUCGCAAACGUAUGGUCCUCCCCAGGAACCUCUACAAGCUC